Messenger RNA from Prorocentrum cordatum, 652 nucleotides. NCBI's taxonomy places the organism in Eukaryota, Dinophyceae, Prorocentrales, Prorocentraceae. The record is from the annotation of a GenBank genome assembly.
AGAAGCGGCCCCAGCACCAGUGGGGCGUCGAUGGUCCCGCGGCGUGUGGGCGCCAUGCCGACUCCCGCGCGCUGGGCCGCGGUGCUGGGGGCGGCCGCCAUCGCCUGGGCGCGCUACGGUGGGCUCGCCGCCGCCUUCAGCGCCGCCCCUGGCAGGACUGCGCCCCGGACGGCGACGCUGCCCGCCGGCGCGGCCUCGCGACAUCUGGACCCGCCGCGGCCGCACCUGCAGGGACCCCCCGACGCGGCUGCCGGCUGGCGGCCCUGCGCGGCCGCGGCAGUGGCGUUGGCCGCGUUCGCCUUGGUGGGCUCGGCGACGCGAUCAGUGGCUGCAAGCAAGAGUACGCAGGGCGCUGGCGCGCCGCUGGCCCGGGUGCACGCCCUGGAGCUCCCCACGCUGGCCGCGCGCAGCGGUGCUGCUGCUGCGGCCUCGACGGCGCGGGGAUCGCGCAUCGUGGCGGGCGUCAAGCAGCCGAAAAAGAUGUGGAAGGGCAGAGUGUUUGACUUCGACCAGAAGCGGAUCGCCCCGCCCGAGUUUCGCGAGAGGCGCCCGGGGCCCGAGUUCUCUCCGGCGCCGGGCAACGACCAGUAUUCCAUCAACAGCCUGAAGUGGCACUACGUCGACAAGAAAUACGGCUCGGGCCUCAGCGUCC